This is a messenger RNA of Peromyscus eremicus (cactus mouse), 2114 nucleotides long. Its product is annotated as olfactory receptor 1361-like. NCBI's taxonomy places the organism in Eukaryota, Metazoa, Chordata, Mammalia, Rodentia, Cricetidae. Gene Ontology annotation, biological process: G protein-coupled receptor signaling pathway. The record is from RefSeq and is a predicted model, not a curated record. The coding region runs from base 717 to 1667 and encodes 316 amino acids. Gene Ontology annotation, molecular function: G protein-coupled receptor activity; olfactory receptor activity. The transcript has a single exon. Gene Ontology annotation, cellular component: membrane.
CCAGGGGCUGACCCAGGAUUGAGAUGGCAGGCUUUGACAUCAUCGCUGAUCCCCAGGUGAGACAGUGACUUUCUGCUUCUCUCUAAUGAGAUGCUCAGGGAGUCCAGACGCAGUGGGACGGAUGCUGCCGUAAACACCCAUCUGAUUCUCACAAAUCUCCGUUCUUACAAAGGGCUAGGACGGUGAUCAUCCACUCUUCACUUGCUCAGAAUCUUCUUAGGAUUCUGAGAUUUUCUAAUCCUUAGAAACAUCAAGGUGACACACAGAUUGAAACUACAGUAUCUACUUGUCUGGGUAUUUUAGAACAGUAGAGACCACAGUGUUUAUUUUAUAAGGAGUAACAUUCACUCUUCCUGCAUCAAGGAGCAACAGCAAAAAUCAGGAAUAUUCAUGGAGAGUUUGAGAAAAAUCAGCGUUUUUUUCCCGUUCUUUCUUUGAUGCUAGGAAGUGGGAGGAGGACUUGGGAUGUUAACACAGGAAAACAUGAUUGUGGGGAGUGGGGGGUACGUGCAAAAACUGUGAUUAUGUUUUAUUUAGUCAAGCUAAUGGGUGAAGCCAGCGGGACCAGAACCACUCUAGACUGAAACUUGUAGAUUGGAUUGUGGGUAGGGCUAUAUCUUCAACAUGCCCAUCAAUGAAGCAUGAUCUGCUGCAUCUAAAUCCCAGCUUCUACAUUUCUCACCUCUGUCUCUGUUCUUUGUAGCUUGGAUCAGACCAUGAGAGGCAGCAACCAGUCGAGCGUCUCCGAGUUCCUCCUCCUGGGACUCUCCAGGCAGCCCCAGCAGCAGCAGCAGCUCCUCUUCCUGCUCUUCCUCAUCAUGUACCUGGCCACUGUCCUGGGAAACCUGCUCAUCAUCCUGGCCAUCGGCACAGACUCCCACCUGCACACCCCCAUGUACUUCUUCCUCAGCAACCUGUCCUUUGUGGAUGUCUGCUUCUCCUCCACCACUGUCCCCAAGGUGCUGGCCAUUCACAUACUCAGGAAUCAGGCCAUUUCCUUCUCUGGGUGUCUCACACAGCUGUACUUUCUUUGUGUGUUUGCUAACAUGGAUGAUUUCCUGCUGGCUGUGAUGGCCUAUGACCGUUUUGUGGCCAUAUGUCACCCCUUACACUACACAACAAAGAUGACCCAUCAGCUCUGUGUCCUCAUGGUGGUCGGGUCAUGGGUGGUAGCCAGCUUGAAUGCUCUGUUGCACACUCUGCUCGUGGCAAGACUCUCAUUCUGUGCGGACAACAUCAUCCCCCACUUCUUCUGUGAGGUGACCCCCCUCCUGAAACUCUCCUGCUCAGACACACACCUCAAUGAGCUGAUGAUUCUCUAUGUUGCAGGGCUGUUAAUGAUCGCCCCGUUUGUUUGCAUCCUCGUGUCUUAUGUCCUUAUUACUUGUGCUAUCCUGAAAGUCUCAUCCAUAAGUGGAAGAUGGAAAGCCUUCUCCACCUGCAGCUCCCACCUGGCUGUGGUCGGCCUCUUCUAUGGCACCAUCAUAUCCCUGUAUUUCAACCCCUCCUCCUCCUCCUCUCACUCAGCUGGGAGUGACAUGGCAGCUGCCAUGAUGUACACAGUGGUGACCCCCAUGCUGAACCCUUUCAUCUACAGCCUGAGGAACAAGGACAUGAAAGGAGCUUUAAGGAAAGUACUUACCAUGAAAUAUUUAUCUACUCAAUAAUGUUGAAAAUGAUGAAUAUCAUGGAGGGAACUAAUGUCCAAGAAUCCUUUGUGGUUCUAUCAAUUAUCUGAAAACUUCACUUGCCUUUUGUAAGGAAAACAUGUACUGGGAGUUUUAGAGAUGACCCACAUUUAGGAGCCCUGGCCAUUCUUGCAGAGGACCUGGAUUUGAUUUCCAGCACCCACAAGGUGGCUCACAACUAUUUGCAACUACAGUUCUCUGGGAUUUGAACCCUCCUCCAGGUGGCACCAGGCCUGCUAAUGGUGCACAGAAAUCCCUGUCGACAAACCACCCAUACAUGUAAAAAAUGCUCUAAAGAAAAGAACCUGUUCUGGAGAGUAAAACCUAGGACACAAUUCCUUUAGGUAAAAGAAUGAUAAAAACUCUAACUAAUGUCUUUAUUCAGAUUGUCAUGUCAAUGCCUUGGCAAAAUCCGCCAUGAACACA